CAGUGAAAAACGUGCAUUCGGGAACUCGGCGCGAAUUCCGUAGCACGUCUGAGUUUUGCGCUCUGCUGCUGGGACUUGCAUCUCGUCGGAUGUAAACAAACGUCUUUGCUGUGUAAUAAUAAUACAGUAAUGGCGAAGCAAUCGUCACUCCUCAACUUUUUCAAUCGUUCGCAAUCUGCAACUCCAAUAAAAGAAGUUGUGAAAACUAUCAAGUUGAAAGGAGUUGAGGUCACUGAAUUCACAUUGGUGUGGGGAAAAUUGGAAGGACAUCCAUGGUGGCCAGGCUUGGUUUGCAAGCCUCCCUCUGGAGGUUCAUUUUCCCGCAAGAAUGCCGUGCACUUGCAGUUCUUUGAAGAUCCUCCUAGUCGUGGCUGGGUGAGAGAGAGCUUUUUGAAGCCUUUUGGAGAUCCCAUAAAAGUUGGAGUUCCAACUUAUAAAGAUGGAGCAUGGCAGAAAGCUAAAGCAAGUGCAGAGGAAGCUGCCAAACUGAACAUUGAGGACCGGGAAGCCUUAUUGGUCACUCAUGAGCCCUCGGAUGAAGAAAUGGAAGAAGAAAGCGAUGAUGAGGCUCAAGAAGAAGGUGAAAACAGCAGCAGCAAGGAAAACAUUGAUGACAGCAACCUGACCAACAGCUUGAGCCCAAAUUCCAACAAAAAACGUCCUAAGCAAGGUUCAAGUUCACAAGUGCCAUCGAAGAGACGGAGAAUUGUCUUGCUGAGCGAGAGUGAUGGAUCCGCUGAUGAAUACAAACCAGGCGAGGAAGCAGAGAGCAGCGACGAGAGUGCGUCGUCUGGUGUAGACGAGAACGAAGUCUCCAAAGACGAGCCUCGCUCUGAUGACUCUGUAACGCCCUCACCUUCUCCAGUUAAGAAAUCGGUAUCAUCAAAGAAGCGGGGUACCAAUGGAUGCUCCACACCCAAGCUCAAACCCAGCGUUACACCCAAGCUUACACCCAGCGUUACACCCAAGCUUACACCCAGCGUUACACCCAAACUCACACCCAAGAUUACACCCAGCGUUACACCCAGCGUUACACCCAAACUGACACCCAGUCUCACACCCUACACUCCAUCAGCUCCACCCUUCACUCCAUACACUCCCACUGCUCCACCUUAUUCACCGGUUGCUGCGUCAGCCUCUCCGUCUCUCAAGUCAAAAUUAUCGCUUUUUGCUGCCAAAGAGGUUGCAGACCCGGAAAGUAGCGCCGGCUACACCCCACCGUCCUUCUUGCUGCCCGAGAACAUCAAAGAUGCUGCUGGUCGCCGACUAGAUCAUCCUGAGUAUGACCGACGCACCUUGUGGGUGCCCGAGAGUUUUCUCAACCAGCAGACGCCUUGCCAUCGUCAGUGGUGGCUGUUCAAGAGCCAGAACUUUGACACGGUUCUGUUCUUCAAGAUGGGCAAGUUCUAUGAAUUCUUCUACAUGGACGCUGAGAUCGGCGUUCAGGAACUUGGACUCAUUUUAAUGAAGGGCACAGUUCCGCACUCGGGGUUCCCGGAGAUAUCGUACGGGCGCUACUCGUCAUCACUCAUCGAGAAAGGCUACAAGGUUGCCCGCAUCGAACAGACCGAGACUCCUGAGAUGAUGGAGAAACGCUGCAAAGCUACACCACGGUGCAGCAAGUUCGACAAGGUGGUGCGGCGGGAGAUCUGCCAGCUGAGCAGCGCAUUAUAA
Messenger RNA from Hyalella azteca, 1674 nucleotides. RefSeq names its product DNA mismatch repair protein Msh6. The record is from RefSeq and is a predicted model, not a curated record. Gene Ontology annotation, biological process: mismatch repair. Gene Ontology annotation, cellular component: nucleus. Gene Ontology annotation, molecular function: mismatched DNA binding; ATP binding. NCBI's taxonomy places the organism in Eukaryota, Metazoa, Arthropoda, Malacostraca, Amphipoda, Hyalellidae. The coding region runs from base 130 to 1674 and encodes 514 amino acids. The transcript is spliced from 11 exons.